Messenger RNA from Lytechinus pictus (painted urchin), 5064 nucleotides. Its product is annotated as zinc finger protein 184-like. Gene Ontology annotation, cellular component: nucleus. Bases 494 to 3865 code for a protein of 1123 amino acids. NCBI's taxonomy places the organism in Eukaryota, Metazoa, Echinodermata, Echinoidea, Temnopleuroida, Toxopneustidae. Gene Ontology annotation, molecular function: DNA-binding transcription factor activity, RNA polymerase II-specific. The transcript has 5 exons. Gene Ontology annotation, biological process: regulation of transcription by RNA polymerase II. The record is from RefSeq and is a predicted model, not a curated record.
ACUCCAAGCUUGCAAAAUGAUGCGCGCGCAGCAUUUAGUGUGUCUUCUAUACGAUUCGUCCACCGAUCAACUCAUUGUGUAUGUACAAUCGUCCAUUACUGCAAUAACAGUAAAUUCGUCGCAUUUUAAAUAAAUCCAACCCGAAUGGAAAUACUUUAUGAGCAAAACAUAUGCAUAUAAAAAAUCUUGAAUUCUUACAAUUGGAUUAUAACAGCCUUGGUCUGAAAAGUGGCUUUUGAACUCCAUCCUGAGAACUUCUGCAUCGCUGCAAUGUGGAGCCUGUCUGUACAUCGCGAAAAGAAAAUUGGCCGACUUUGAUAAGGUGGAGAUGUACCGCGCUAAUAUGGUCAUAUGGCGUUAGCUAUCCAGAAUUCUAUGUACGCGAUGUAUCACAUCCGCCAUCUUGCUCUGCGUGGACAAUUAACUGUGAGAGUGGUUUUGAAUGUGAGAUCAUUUGCUUGGACUUGGUCAGUUUGAUGAAAUUUUCGAAAACAUGCCGUCUUGUGCUCAUAUCUACUGCCGGAAUUCAACGACGAAUUUCAAGACAAAAGAUGGGCGAAUGUUUUCUUUCCAUGAGUUUCCAGCUGAUGCUGCAACUCGACAAUUAUGGCUUGAGUACCUUCAGCGAGAUGGAUUCGUGCCCACCUCAAGGUCAGUAAUCUGUUCCGAGCACUUCAAAAAGGUCUGCUUUCAACCUAAAUCUGGCACCCAUCCCCCCCAGUUACGUUAUGGUGCUGUACCAACGCUGUUUUCUAGACAGUGGAACACCAAGGUCGUGGGGAAAGAAGAGGAAGAUGACAAAUCAAGCGAUGGGGAGCGUGAGAGCUGGAGCAGGUGGCACAGCUUGAAAGACAAGAAUGGCUCAACGACAGCAGAUGGACAGACUGAUGCAUCCAAAGGACUUCAAGAAAUGCAGGAACUCAUGGAUGAAGAUGAGGACGAUGACGGAGACUUGAGCGACGAAAUAGAGGUGGUUGAGGACGAUGACAAAGAUUCAAACGACGAAAGAGAGGAGAUGGAGAAUGACGAAAGAGAGAAGGUGGAAGAUUCGAGGAAGGAGGCUUUGGAGGACAGGACUAGAGUAGCAUCACGAUCUUCAGGAGUAGUGCAGCCAGAUGUGCCAGCAAAGAAUGGUACGACGCAGAGUGCUCUAGACGUCAUUCGUAGAAGUGAUAAGAUCACUCUUGAUACAGUUACUAUGGAUGCAUCAUUGUCAGCCGUGAAAGUCGGUAACCAGAAGAUGAUAUCUCUGACCUUCCAGGACGUCCUGAACUCUCUUAUUACGCCCCAAGAAAGUGAUUCCUCUGCAGGGCACAAAGAAUCUUCAGGAAGCACUCCUACCUCUAGUAAGGUCGCAGGUCACCAGAACACAGAUAAUCAGGACGUCAGCAGUCAAUCAAAAGGCUGGACGGCUGUCGAAGGAAAGGCAACGCAGCAAUCGCUCAUCACUCCAGAGUUGUUGAAAUCACUGAAAAAAAGGGGAAGGGAGAGGACCAAGGGUAAAGACAAAAAGGGGAAAGGAACCAAGACAGGCCGAAAGGGCAAAAUGGUCAUCUCCAUUUACAGAAAGAAUUCCAUGGUACGGGUCAUCUCUUCCAAGGAUCUACCUUACCUGUGUGGCAAUUGUGGGUCGGCCUUCACCCACGCGAGCGUGCUGAAAGAACAUGUCGAAUCGAAACACAACUACUAUGAGCCCCUGGAGAUAAAUACAAGUGAAAUCGUGUCAGAGGUUGUCACUCAUCGAGAGUUUCUGAAGGAAAACCUCAAAACAAAAGACCAGGUCAAAGAACUUCAAAAGAUGUAUCCCAAACCAGAAUCUAGUGCUGUGAGCAAAGGGAGUGAACCUAGAUGGUUUGAGAAGGUUGAACAAUCAAACUCCCCUAUUCCCGUGGCUGAGUCGGAGGUUGAUGACCCGAUUGGUGAUGAUGCUAGCGAUCUUGGUGACGACCAGGAUGUCGGUGGAGAUUCACCUCGGGAGAUUCCAGGUACGAAGAAGCGUAAACGAAAGAAACCCUACAAGAAAAGGCACAAAGAAAGAUGUCAUAGGUGUCCAGUGGUCUUUACUACUCUGGCCCAACGUAAGCAGCAUUUGACUGAGGUGCAUAGUGAAUUCCAAACCCGGGAAGAUGCAAACAAUAUGUGGAAGAGUAAAACCGGUAUGUCGGCUGACGAAAUAUUCAAGUGCUUAUACUGUGACACCUACUUCAUUAGCGCCGAGGAUGCAGAAGGGCACCUGAAUAAGCAUUGUGGUUUAGAUGGGACCAAAUGUGAGACCUGUAAGGAAGGAAUUAAGUUGUGGCAUGAAGGAAGAAAUAUGGAGCUAGAGCAGCUGCAUAGAAGAUAUGAAGGCCUAAGAGAACAGGAUAAGGAUAAAGAUGAAGCUUUGAAGGAGACUGAAGGUGCAGAACAGAAAGAUGAUGAAGGAGCCUCUGUGAACAGCAAGGGAGAGGUAAAUGCUGAAGACCUCAUCAGACAGUCUUUGGAACGGGUCAAGAGAAUUUCAAACAAGCACUACGUCAUUGCCAAAUGCUUUGACUGUAAUGAAGAGUUCUUCCUACGCAACCAUCUGCAGAAUCAUUACAGAAUGCAUGAGAAGUUCACCUGCAAAGAAUGUGGGGAGGAAUGCAAAACGAUGACAGACUACCAGAAUCACCUUGAGGUGGUACAUAAAGUUGGUCUAUGCCCUUGUCUGUACUGCCCAAAGAAAUUCCCCAACAUGGGAAAACUGAAUUAUCAUAUGCUAGGUCACCUUGGUAUGUUUAGGUGCAUUUUGUGUGGAAUAACCCUGAUGUCUAAACAGUCCCUUGAAAAGCAUAUCCAAGCAGCGGUAAAUGACCCAGACCACAUACGCCAAAAGGUUAAUGAGGACCAAGUCACAUACUCCUCCUCUAAUCCCUUCAUUGUACGAAGCGAGGAAGGAGCAUAUGUUCAACAGAGAACCUAUCGUCGUCGCCUACCCGUAGCGAGAAGCAUUCCCUGUAAGUUCUGUGAUCGACAAUUCGGCUACAUCCAUGGUCUACGUAGGCAUAUGCGAUCAUCUCACCCGAAGGAGGAGGUGCCUAUGCCGGACGGGCCAGGCUUCUGCUGUGAGCAAUGCGGUUUAGUCCUAGCAACAAAACAAUCCUUUAGGUUGCACCUUCAGACACAUAACAAGAGCACCCAUCCUUGUCCUAAACCUGGCUGUAAAGCGGUGUACUCAAACAAAUACUCCUUGAGAUACCAUUUGAAGUUACACAAUAAUACCACCAACCCCAUUGGACGCAGGUUCAGGUGUGAAAUCUGUAGCGGAUCAUUUAAAACGCAGCAAUACCUUGACAUGCAUAUGAGGACUCAUAGCGGGUUGAAGCCGCACACUUGUAGAUUUUGUCAGAAGAGCUUCCGCAACGUCACUCACAUGGUGUACCAUGAAAAGCGCAUGCACACAGGUCAGCUGGAUCAUGUAUGUGAGGUCUGCAGUAAAGGCUUUGCUGACCCUUCAACCCUGAAGGUUCACUUGAAGAUCCAUUCCGCUGAUAGGCCAUUCGUAUGCAAGUACUGCUCAAAGACCUUCCAAACAGAGCUCUACCUCCGCGCCCACGUACGAGUCCACACCAAACCCUUCAAGUGUUCCCAGUGUGGUGAGGGCUUCUCCCAGCAAGGCGCCAGGAGGAAUCAUCUCCUAAAAGUCCAUGGUAUCAAUAUGCCGAUGAGCAGAAGCAAAGUUAGGCAUCCCACUCCAGAUGAAGCAGAGCGAUCAGAUGAGGGCAGUGCUGAGACAGAAGAAGAGAUGGAAUUAGAGGAUAUGGAUGUGAGCGACACACUUGUCAUCACUGCUGAUAGUGGAGAUAAAGAGAUGAUUUCUAAGAUAUUAGCAGGCAUGUACUGAAGCAGGUUAAAAGGUCAAGCCACGGUAGCCACCCCCAACAGAAUGUCAAGUUGAAUAGAGAAAAAUGAAACGAGCAAUAUGAAAUAUAUCAAUUUUUACAGAUUCAGUGAUAGAUAGCUCUUUACAAGACAAAUGAAAAAUAUAAUAGCAAUUAACAAUUUCGUAAGGGUUCUAACCUGUUUUUUACUUAUUUUCAGGAAAUACAUAUAUGAUAUCAUGGGGUUGCUCAUUUGCUUAUUGCUCAUGAAGUGCAUCACUUUUUCAUGAAAAUAAACCAAACUUUAAAAUCCUGUGUUUUUGUCACUUCAGGUACAAUAUCAUUUCUAUGAAACUGUCUGUCAUAUGCUUAUUUGAUUUUUAUAUAAUCAUUCAACUCAAGUUUGUGUUGGGGUAGACUUGCGCAAGCCUGAACUCAACAACAAAAUUGUAAUGAAGCAUUUUGUACACCUUGAAAUAUGGUGAAUCCUAUUUAUAUAAAACAAUGUUGUUGAGCAGCUAGUCUUUAUACACAUGUUCAGUUUAUAAAGCACACGUUUAAAUUGGAAGUGAGGGAGAAAAAAGUUAUGGGUUUUUAUUAAUUGUCCAAGUUCAAAUCUGUAUUGUAUUUCCUUUUCUCUUUUCUUUAAUUUGUUCUAAUGUGCACUGCAAUGAGCAAAUCAUAUUUAUAAUUAUUCUCCAUUACUAUUAUAAUAAUAGUCAGGUGGCCUUUUUAUACAAGAUGUUGUGAAAGUGCUUACAGAGUUUCUAUUUUAUAUAUUGUUUUUUUUUAGGGGGGGGGGUGAAAAAGUAGCUACCUUUAUGUUGCAGGUUACUCGUCUGGGCCCCGUCUUACAAAGAGUUACGAUUGAUCUGAUAUGGAAAUCCAUCAAUGUAAUGAUUUUUUUCUUUAGAAUGUCCUUUGUAAGCAAAAAGAAGCACACUGAAUUUUCAAGAAAAAUGUGAAUAUACAUCGUAUCUAGAAAAUAUUCUAAACAAACCUGUAUUUUAGAUGUUGACGUUGCUGGCUUUCCAAAGUUGUGGUUGAUUUGAUCAAUUGUAACUCUUUGUAAGACGGGGGCCCAGUUAUACCGAUGAAACAAACUCCAAACCAAAUGAUGUCAUUGGAAAUAACUUAAAUCAAUUUGUCUUUGGUCUGGAGUCUGUAUGGUUGGUGUGAUUGAUUCUUGCUGCAGUGUCCUCAUUCCGGGGGGGGGGGGGGG